This is a messenger RNA of Hyposmocoma kahamanoa, 5179 nucleotides long. RefSeq names its product nucleolar protein dao-5-like. The record is from RefSeq and is a predicted model, not a curated record. NCBI's taxonomy places the organism in Eukaryota, Metazoa, Arthropoda, Insecta, Lepidoptera, Cosmopterigidae. The transcript has 9 exons. Bases 346 to 2580 code for a protein of 744 amino acids.
CGCAUGCGCGUUGUGCCGACGCCAUCUCUGAAUACUGUACCUAUUAUGUUCUUGUUCUUGAGUAAAUUGAAUGCUAAUUUGUGGUAAAAACUGUGAUUUAACCAUGGAAUCUCUGUGCCGCGAGUGUUUUUAAGUGAUUUGUAAAAAGCAUUCACGUGGGAGAACGCCAUCGCGAGGCCCCCGUUGUCGGCGGGUCAUAAUCUUGCGGAAGUUUCAUAGCUGUAGCAACGCAUAUUUUUUGCGGCUACCACCGCCGCGGUCACCGUACGAACUUAUUUAAUGGACAGUAUUCAUCGAUUACUCUAGUGUUCGAGCACCGGAGAUAAUUGCUAAGUUUUGUCUGAUAUGAAUUCAGCUCUAAAGACUGUACUGCCCCAACCUGGGGUACCGCAGCCAGGAGGCCAGUCUAGCCCCGCUAAAGGGAACGUGGCAAACGCCAAUCACAGUGUCGGGCUUCCUCAGGGCGCACAGAACUCAUUGCAUCACGGAACUAACAACCUCGUCGGGCAGAACUUGACGCACCACGCACCGGCCGCGCCACAACUCCCUCCGCACCCCGCGCCCUCUAUGGCGCCAGUCUCCGCCAACAUGGCUCAGAUGGCACAGAACAUGAGUCACCAUGGCAACCUUUCACAUGUCUCCCAGAACUCCGUAACACCUACAAACAUGGCAGCCAGCCCAAAUAAGAGUGCUAGCACUAGUGCUCCACUCAGCCUGGUGCAGGACAAGCCACAACCCCUAGCUCUUACACGGACCCCAGAAAAGAAGGAACCUGAUUCAGCUGGACACUCAAAUGGCACUGUAGAGUUGCCUAAAACAGCUUCCAAUGCCCCUGCUGCACUGAAGCCUCAGAACCCAGAACCUAAUAAAGAGAAGCAAGAUAUUGCUAAAACAUCACCAAGUACUCCAAAGCCUCCUGAAAAGCCAGUCAGUGCACCAAGUACUCCACAAAAACCUGACGUGGCAAUUCCAGCUAGUUCAACUGAUGGACCAAGUCAACCUAAAGUAGCUACUGCCAAUGAGGCACCAGAGAAGUCUCCAUCUAAGCCUAGUGAGCCAAAACCUGCUCCUACUGCUGAUGUUGCACCAACACAGAGUGACAGCAAGCCUGCACCUGAAGCUGCUAAUGACUGUCAAUUAAAGGAAGAUAAGAAAGAACCUGAGAAGGCACCUACUCCUCAGAAGGUGGAGGCUGCUGUGGCUGAGAGUGCCAAAACAGAGAGCCCUGCCAAGCCAGAGGAGAAAAAAGAAGAACCUACUGUUUCAGCACCAGCACCAGCACCAAGUGUCACAGACGAGAAAAAAGAAGAAGUCAAACCAGAGAAAAAGGAAGAGAUUCCAAGUGAACCGGCUAAGAAAGAAGAGGUUGCUGAGAAACCAAAACCAGAUGAGAAACCAGAGGAAAAGAAAUUGGAAACCAAGGCUGCAGUUAAGGAAACUAAGACUCCUGUUAGAUCCACUUUGAAGUUGGCCACUGUUACUCCACCCAUAAGGAAGAGGAGACAGGCUUCUCCAAAAGCCAAUGAGGGCCCCAGUCCGGCAAAGAAAUUUGCGGAAGGUGACUCCACUCCUGACUCCAGGACUAAGAGAAACAGGAUUCAGGUGCAAUUGUACCAGUCGCCGACUCCGGAGCUGGCGAUGGCGACCAAGCUCUCCGCCUCGGCCGGCCGCUCCACGCCGACCAAGCCAAACGACGAUAAACUCAUUGUCUUUUACAAGAACGAGUACUUGGCCGUCCGCAACGCCGAGGGCGGCUUCUACGUGUGUCAGACUAUGCAAAAUGUGUACCGCACUACUCGCAAGAUCAAGAUUCGCUGGCUGUCUCAGGACAAGACCGAUCCGUCGGGCGAGACUUAUAAGCCGGACUUCUAUGAUACUACAGACAUGGAGUGCGUUCUGACCACGCUGUCGCUGAGCCGCGCGGCGGGCGGCUCGGGCGCGCAGACGCUGACGGCGGCCGAGCAGGCGCGCGCCAGCUCCAUCCUGCAGCGCGCGCUGCGCGCCGAGCAGAGCGGCGCCAACCACAUCGAGCUCACCGAGGAACACCCCGAUGGACUGGACCUAUCGCUAUACACCGACGAAUCUCAGCUGGAGAAGAAAUCUCGCAAGCGCACCUCCAGUUUCAAGUCGUCGCCACGCGCCAAACCCGACGCCGUUAGCGAGACUGCGGUGGAAACACCAUCGCCUGCUAAAAAGGCGCGAACGGCACCAAAACGCAGUCCGAAAAGCGCUCGCAAAUCGAAAGCUACUCCUCCAAAACAAAAUAAUAAGAGAAAAUCGACAGGUAGUACGCCCACUGUGGCGAGCACAAGCAAGGUAGGCAUAGUACAACGGAUAUAUAGAAAUACGGCAACAGCUGUAACUGAGAAAGCUAAAGGCAAAAGCACACCGAAACGUACGCCCGCCAAGGCCACUAAGGAAAGGGAGAUCCCGGUAGCUACUGUCACUCCAACGCGUAAGGGAAGGCGGUCUACCACCGCUGUGAAAGAGAGCAAGCCUGCGCCCGCGCCGCAGCCGUCGACGUCGACGGGCAAGGCGACCCGCGCGCCGCGCAAGCCGCCCGCGCACAAAAUUAAAUAAUACUCGCCCCGCGACUGCACACGCGCCGAGGCACGAUCGGACGCUUCUCCAUAUCUGUCACUGCGGAAAUAGAGUACAAAGCGGUCGGACGAGUCUCUACUAACUCUAUUGAUCGACGUUGAAGAACAUUAAUCUGUCUAUGGAAAACUGCACGAGACGACUCGGUCUGAAUUUAUAUAUUAGUCGGACUGAAGAAACGACGGCGUCUGUUGAAUCCGAUUCUUUAGAUGAACUAAUUUUCAGGUCUAAAGUAGGUAAGUAGGAAUGAAAAUAUUUUUAGAUUUUUCACAGUAUCAACACCGGUAAUGGACUGAUGUAGGACUGGCAGCUAUUUCGAGGAGUCACAAAUAAAACGGUUCUACACUCUGAACUUUGAACAUGUCUACUCGAUCUUCUGUCGCGCUUUUUUGUUACGCUCUUAGUCCCGCGCAGUUUCUUCAGUCUGAUUGAUGCGAGAUUGGUCGUCUGACGAUUACGUAACGAUCAUUAGAGUAGACAUUGAAAUCUUACCACGACGUUUAAAACACAUACCAAACCAGAGUUGUAACCGAGCAAAACUAAUGUACCAACUCACGUGAUUUGCUGUCGGCCUUAUGUAACAAAACAGCGCCUUUACUUUUUUUUAAUAAAUAAAAUGUUUACUUUGUGCACUCUUUUAUGUUGUCCAAAAAUAUUUUGGAUUUUAUUUUCUCUAAAAAUUCACAUGACGUUAAAAAACGGACUUUAAUUAUGCAUAGAAUAAGAGACUAGAAACGAAAUUUGGCCGUCGUGGGUCGUUGGUAUUUCAUGUCCUCUUGGGAUAGCAUAUAUUAUUCUAAAACUAAACAAACUAAAAGCUCCCAAUAAUUUGCAUAUACCAGCUAAUGUGGUUUUUUUGUUCGUGACUACUCUAGUGAACGUUUCCACUGUUGACCGCGUAUCUAUUAAAAGAUUUUUUUUUUGUAUGAAUCUUUUCUGUCUGCAUAAUCAUGUUAUUUUACUUGUAACUCUUACUUGUAAUGUCGGAAAAGUUUUGAACUUGAUUAAUGUUUUCAUAUUUUGCAAAAUGAAAGUACAUUAUUGAUAGUCAUAUAAUUAAGCGCAACAUGGUGAACUUCAGCGGAAUAUUUAAAAUACUAUCUUACUUAUAAGUCUAAAAUGAACAUUGCUCAUAGACAAAGGAGAUCCGUACUAUGAAUUUAAAUUGUUUGGUUACACCAUUUGUUUAUAACUUCAAAUGAAUUUGUGGAAUCCUUCAAGUUGCCCGUUUACUAAGGCAUUAUUUUCUCCUUCAUCUUUCAUACUAAGAAAAUGUGAAGCAAUAAUUUUAAAAAUAUGUGAAAAUCCAUUUGAGUGUAAUUUUCUUUUAUAUCGGUGUAUUACAUUUUUCUAACGUUUGGGGAGUAAGUAAUCGGUUGAUACUAACAUGAAUUAACUAUUAAAUCGUAAGGUAGCGUUCACUGUAAAUAUUUACAAUUUAUUAAUAACAAAAAUGUUAACAGAUUUUUUUUUAUAAGAGGUUUCGCCACAUUUGUUUGCGUUAGCGGUUGGACAUACUUCGAUUUGAAACAAUUGACUUGAAUACAUAAAACAGAUACGCGUACGGAGAUAGAAGGAUUUUGAAAAGACGGUUGCUGUUGCCUUUAUGUUACAUAUAAGAUUACGUAGUGUUCUCUGUAGAGAUGCUUGGAAUAGGUUCUCACAGAAGGCAAAUAAAUGUGGCCGGCGAUUACAUUGGCUCGUAUUGACGUUAUUAUAUCGAGAGGUUUCGCCUCCGUGUUAGGCAAUAGAUUUAGAAACUUUUUUUAUUAGACUAGGCUAUAACUAAAAUUGAAAAUUAGUGCGACGAAAAUCUUGUAUAUCAGUACAAAGAAUUUUAAAAAGUAUCAGAAUGUUUUUUAUUAUCAUGGAAGUUUGCUUCACUCGAGAAUAUAUUUUGAUAUGAACCAUGUUUAUUUUAAGAUGUAGUGUGUUGUGGAAUAUUUUACGAGAAAUACAUAAAUUUGUCUUCUUUACCGCCAGUCUGGACCAAGAAUAAUAUAAUGUUUUUACCUUGCAAUUGUAGUUGAAUACCAAAUGUUAUAGCGUCACUGCCUACUUGUUAAUAUAUCUUCAUGGACAUAGCGUUAAUAAAUAAAUGAAACUAUGUACUGCUAGUAGGAAAUAUCCGAUAUUGUUGGGUUCCCUUGGAUUAAUUGAAGACGAGUAUUGUUGGUCAGGAACCUCAGCGUACUCAUGUAUGCCCCAUUCAUAUUCCGUCAAGUUUGUUACAUCACUGCUUGAUAUAAGGUUGUUUUUACAUUUAGCGGCAUACAUGGUGGCCUCAACAUUUUUGUUAUAUUGUUUUUCAUUAUACCCUUAUGUUGUUAUACCCAUAAAGCUCUGUGCGAGCGUGAGUGUGUGUGCGAUCACUAGAAAAAUUAAGUACCUAAUUUUUAGGUGGUAUUUUUAAUGUAGGAUAAUUCUAAAGAAGAAUAAGCUUAGUAUAUAAAUUAUUGUGUGUGUAUUUUCUGUUUAUAACUUGUACCUACAUGGAGCGAAUGUUUGAGACUCUGGUCCUCUGGUACAAUAGAUUUAAAACAUAUUCUAGCGUUUUAUACAAAGAUAUCAGUUCGAGAGU